UUUCACCAAUUUAUAUUUCUACAGAAGUUGGCCAUGAAGAUUGUACUGACAUAGACAGAAUCCCUGAUCCUAUACCGCGUGGAGUAUUCAAGCCAGUCUGUUCAAGUGGCGAACCAUCGUACAUCACUGUGGACCUUGAAACUACAGACCUUAUUCGAGGAGAGGUGUAUCCUCAUAUAACACAGAUAGCCGCCAAACAUGUGAGCACAGAGAAGAGCUUCAGUUGCUAUGUGUUACCCAAACUACCGAUGAGUGCCUCUGCCGAACAAGUGACUAAAAUUGUUGUGACAAAUAGUAGUGAUAUGUUUGUAAAUGGUGUUCCUGUUGAAACUAAAACUAUUGAAUCAGCACUCAGAGAAUUGUUUAGCUGGCUGAAACAGUUCAGAAACGUGUUUCUAAUUGCACAUAAUGGAAAACGUUUUGACUUUCCUAUCAUUAUCAACGCCUGCUUAGCUACCGGAAUGUUUAGUGAACUUUGUGCAUGUGUGUUAGGAUUGGUAGACACUCUUCCAGUAUUUAAAUCCGUAUGUCCUAAAAGGGAGUCUUACAAACAGGAAGAUCUGGCCCGUACAUUGCUUUCCAAAGUGUAUAACGCUCAUAACGCUCUUGAUGAUGUCAAGUGUUUGUCAGAGCUGGUCAGUUACGCUGUGAACAUGAUGAGAAGUGUGUAGUAGUGAAGAGUUUUCCUCCUAGAGAUGUCAAACACAACAUGGAAUCCAACAUAGAGAAAAAGAAAAACAUGCCAUCUCUUUCUGUUCUGGUAGCAAAUGGUGUCAUGAAGUCGUCCACUGCCGACAAUGUGCUAGCUCGAGGUUAAAUUUCAAACAUUUACAUACAAUCUUUCUACGUAAGGGAGAAGAUGGACUGUACAAUGUAUUUACUAUGAGAAACAGUGAAGGGCUGCCAAGAGUGACAAAUUCUAAGAGGGUUUUGGAGGCUGUAAUUCCAAAAUUAGUGUCGUAUUUUGAAGGCAAAAAUUAGGUUUGUUCGUCAAUUCAAGGUCAAACAUGUACUAUGUCUUGAUUAAUUUUAUAAAUAAUUUGACACUAGUUCAAGUUAUUUAUCUUUCAAAGAAGUAUUGAAUCUUUCAGAAGAGUACUGUAUUUAUGAAUAAUGUAUGGCAAGCAAAAUAGAUACUUAUUUUGUGAAAAUAAUCAUGAAAGACAUUUCGAGCAUUCUUUUUCAUGAAAAAAUUGUUAUCGUAAUUUUAGGGGAUACCUUUUUGCUUGGACUUAUUUAAUAAAAAUAGAUGGUAAAAGUUUUUGAUUUUCAUAUAUCUUAUUGCCUACACUUUGAGGAAAAUUUUAAUACCAAAAUUACAUUAUUACAUACCUUUGAAUGUAUAAAUUUUGAACUUUGAAACAAAUAGUUGAAAAAAAUUUCAUCCCACAAGUCGUCAGUUUUAGCCCAUAUCGCUAUAUAUUUUUGCUUAUAUUUUAUGAAAGCCUUGUUUACUAUACAUGGAUUGUUGUUUUUUGGUACAAUAUAUAUAUAGAGGAAUAGAAUACCUGCUAGAAA
This is a messenger RNA of Mercenaria mercenaria, 1518 nucleotides long. RefSeq lists its product as uncharacterized. The transcript has 2 exons. NCBI's taxonomy places the organism in Eukaryota, Metazoa, Mollusca, Bivalvia, Venerida, Veneridae. The record is from RefSeq and is a predicted model, not a curated record. The coding region runs from base 249 to 671 and encodes 140 amino acids. Gene Ontology annotation, cellular component: cytoplasm. Gene Ontology annotation, biological process: DNA catabolic process. Gene Ontology annotation, molecular function: 3'-5'-DNA exonuclease activity; nucleic acid binding.